Messenger RNA from Cavia porcellus (domestic guinea pig), 3776 nucleotides. It is a transcript of the gene Rassf6, whose product is annotated as Ras association domain family member 6. The transcript has 11 exons. The record is from RefSeq and is a predicted model, not a curated record. Gene Ontology annotation, biological process: signal transduction. Bases 468 to 1478 code for a protein of 336 amino acids. Lineage: Eukaryota; Metazoa; Chordata; Mammalia; Rodentia; Caviidae.
UGUGUGUGUGUGUGUGUGUGUGUGUGUGUGCGCGCGCGCGCGCGCGUGUGUGUGUGUGUGUGUGUGUAAAUAAAAGCACUCUGUAAUUCGAUAGCAUUUAUCAUCUGACAAUCUGAAUGUUUCCGGCGUCUUUGGAGACUGGAGGCACGGAGGCAAAGCUGCACUGCCCCUGGUCCCCUCGCGGUCCUCGGCCCCACCGCAGCUCAAGCGGUCGUGCCGGCGACGGCGCGCGUGCGCAGAAAGGAGGCGCGGGUUCCGCGGGACGGGGAGACUGAGAAGGCUCCGAGCUCAGCCGUAGUGGGGUUCCCUCCUUGUACCCCACUGACCUAUAGUCCAGAUCCACACGGGCCGGAAAUGAGAUUAGAACCCGGCGCUGCCUCCAGGGCCUUCCGGCCCGCGGUUCGGAGGUCACGGCGCAGCCCGCCACGCCCUGCAGGGUAUCUUCACAUCAUCUCGAAAAGAGAAUUAUGAUGAUGACUCAGCAGUGCUCUUCUUGGAUCUUCAUUGAUGACAGGACAUACAUAACCAGGGAACAACUUAAUUCUUUAUUGAAUACCUAUAACAUUUUUUAUGAGAACCAGAAAAAUCUGCAUAUUUUAUGUGAACAGACUAAAGAUGGGAAACUAAUCCUUGAAGGAAUGCUGGACAUUUUUUGGGGAGUAAAACGUCCUAUACAGCUGAAGAUACAAGAUGAAAAGCAGACCUCUUCUUCUACCACACUGAAGUUACCAGAUGCUUUUUCCACCAAAGGAAUGACACGCUGGGGAGAAUUUGAUGAUCUUUAUCAUAUAACUGACCUGGACAAAACCCUGAUUGCAAUGUCUGAUACAAGGAAUUCUCAGCAUGACUAUUUAUCUUAUCACAGCAGUACUCUAAAGCCAUAUGCAGAUGAAGAGCCAGAAUCCCCACUGCUCUAUAGAACUAUGAGUGAAGCUGCCCUGGUGAGAAAAAGAACAAAGCCUCCAGUGAUGGACAGGAAAGAUGAACAGAUCCACAGAGCCUCCAUUAAUGGACACUUCUAUAACCGUAAAACAUCAAUUUUCACCCCAGCCUUUGGAUCAGAAACUAAAGUCAGGAUAAACAGUAACAUGAGAACUGAAGAAGUAAUCAAGCAACUUCUCAAAAAAUUUAAGAUUGAGAACAGCCCUCAGGAUUUUGCUCUUUACAUUAUUUUUGCGACAGGAGAGCAGAGACAGCUAAAGAAAACAGACGUUCCACUAUUGCAGAGGCUCCUACAAGGACCAUCCAGAAGCAAUGCUCGCAUUUUCCUUAUGGAUAAAGACACAGAAGAAAUUAGUAGUGAUGUGGCUCAGUACAUUAACUUCCAUUUUUCUUUCUUGGAAUCCAUUCUUGAAAGACUAAAUGAGGAAGAGAAAAGAGAGAUUCAAAGAACAAUAACAAAAUUCAAUACAGAAAAAGUCAUUCUACUAAAGUGUCUUCAAAAUAAACAUCCAGUAAAAACAGAGACGACAGUUUAGCAGUACAAGCCUCUAUUGCUAAAUCACUUUAAAAAUAUUAGAAAGAUUUUACCCUUUGGUGAAUUCAUAAAGCCUACAGUUGCAUUCACAUAUAUAUGAACUUAAAUCUAUAGAAAACAGAAUGCCAAAAGAGCUGAUUUCUCUUUUAAGGGAUAGGUUAAGUAGAGUUCAUAACUGAACUAAAAUGAGAUUAAUUUAGUUUCAGUAACUGAAAAUAUCUUUGUUAUUGUGUAUACCAAGUAUCUUCUUAAAAAUUUUUUAUUUAAAGAGAAAAAAAGCAAAACAGAAAAGAGGGUAAAAAUAAUAACAGAAUUUUAAAAAAAUAAACAGUAAGAAAUCAUUAGAUGAUAAAUUACAUAUCAUCCUCUUAGAAAUUGUUGUCCAGGUUACAAAAUUAAAGCAUAUAAAGUGGACAUUGAAACAGUGAGACUGCAAACAGUUCUGUUCAAUGAUCCAACAAAAACUUAGUAAUAUGAUUAUCAAUCCUAUACAGUCAUAUCCUUUACAGCACUUUCUUUUCCUCUCUCUUUUAUAAUAGCAAUUAUACAUUUUGGGUUUUAUUACUUCUACAUUUCUUAUUUUCACCAAGUAUCUUUUAUAAUAAAAAACGUGCAAUUAAUCUGAAUUCAGGUGGCAUCUUCAGAUAUCAUACAGUUUCAACCUCUUUUAGCUUGAACUUAAAAAGAACUGAAACAUCAUCGGCCAACUUGGAAGUGACCAGAAGCUAAUGCUUCCAGAUCUUCAAAUAAACAAGAAGUACAUUUCUUAUACCAUCAACUCUCUACUGGCAACAUGUCACAGCUCUAGCAUUUUCAUAAAAUCUGUGAUUAUGUAUGGGUCGAUGGCUUUGAAUGUAAUACUAGAGAUAUCUUUACCUUGGAAAAGAAAAGAUGAUGGGUUCAGUUAAGAAAUGCAAAUUGUAAUUUUCUCAACCUUGAUCCUUUUCUUUCAUUUUUCUCUGUUCUGAUGAUCACUUUCAACAUUAUGAUUAAGCCCUUUAAAAUCAGUUUAAUUCCUUUUAUUUAUCCAAAUGAAUAUACCAGAGAGACUUAAUACAUUGCAUCUGCUACAAUAAUGUGGCCACAGAUAACUUUUCUUUUAAUUUAAAGAAAAAAAUUAUUGAAGACCUGAAAAAAAAUUCCUGAAAGAUUGACUUUGCAGAAAACUGUGUCACGCAAUGCAUUGCAUUAAUCAUGUUAAAAUGUACAUUAGAAACACAUACAAAACCAUGAAACGAUUCACCAUUCUUCAGCAACCUGAAGUGACCCCUCCUGAGUACCAUCAGGAAGCAGUGGGAAGCAUUCUCGCCAGAUCAACAAGAGUCAACAAGGGUUUGUUCCUCGUCUUUCUCUUGUACAAAUGAUGUAUUUUGGAGCAAUUAGCGUGUGAGUUGAUGUUUGUUUUGUUUGAUUUUAAACAGAUACCUUUUUGUUGAUGUGUGAACACAGGGGAUAAAGCAGAAUUGUGCAGCUGUGCCUGGCAGGGCAUUUGGAGUUCUGUCCUUCCAGCACCUUGAUUUUCUACAGACAUUUCUCAAGCACUUGAGUUCUGUUAAAUUCACUUUUAUUGUUGUUUUUGGGUUUUUUUUUUUUUUUUUUUUUUUUUUUUAGUCUUUUUCCUUUUUAUCGGUACCAGGGGUCGAACUUAUGACUGCCGGCUUGCAAGGCAGGCAAGUGCCGCUGAGCUAAAUCCCUAGCCCCAUUUCUUUUCUUGUUUGUUUGUUUGUUUGUUUUAAAUUCACUUUUAAAAAGCACUGAAAGAACAAAGUUAUGCUACACCUGUCAUCUAUGAUUCUACUUAUAAAUCUAUAUGAAAAUAAAAUUUUAUGCAAUGUUCUUCUAUUCUCUAAGCUAUUUCCAUUAGCAUUUCUUCUAGGCAUAGUAUUACUUUGCUUGAUCAAAUUACAAGUACUGAAAAAUAAGGUUGUAUAUACUAAAUCCAGUUGAAAGAUUAACUUAUUGUUAUUUCUGAGAAGGCAUAAUUUUUUAUUUUAAUUUUAAAGAGGAUAAAACUAAAAGCAAAAUAAUAAGAACAAUGUUGGACCUCAAACACAAGACAGUAGGAAAUUAACAAUAGUCACUAUAUUUGACAUCGUUAUCCUCCAAAUAGUUGUUCAGAUUACCAGACACAGGCAUGCAAAGUUAAUCAAACAAUAUAAGCAUUAAGUUGUUCUUUACCUCAGUUGGUAUCAUUCCAAAAACUUCAGGUGUGUGGCUUCUAAUCUAUUCUAUGUCUGUAUUUUCCUGGACUUGUUCAGGAUGAGAUAUAGCAUUAAAAAAAUCAAAUAUAAGCUCUAAA